GCCGUCUGAUGACCGGAAGUGGCGCUCCAGUGAAGUGUCACCUUAACAACCAUGGAGCGUUUAGCUGUGGUGUGUCUCUUCCUCCUGACUGGGGCCGGAACAACCUCUGCUGAGAAAAAAGCGCUGCAGUGUUACUGUGAGCGCUGUGCCAACUCCAGCUGCACCACCGACGGCAGCUGCUACGCCGUCAUCCAGAAGAGGGGCAGCAGGCUGACCGUCGAGAACCCCCAGUGUGUGCAGGACUACGAACUGGUCCCCCGACAACGGCCCUUCAUCUGUGCCCCGUUGGAAAUCGUAGGCAUGUACCCGUUGUGCUGUACCACGGACUACUGCAAUAAAGAGCCCUACCUAGGAACCCUGGAGCCCACAGUCCUCACAGUGGCAGAAGGGAGUGAUGUUGCCCUGCCCUGUUCCCCCGGCACACAGGAGGACAUCGAGUCCAAGACGAUUGACUGGGAGAAGGAUGACGGUCAGCAGGAGGUGUUCUUUUAUGACGCAGGCGUUCAUCACAAUAACGGCCAAUCGGGUCAGAGUGAGCAGUUCAAAGGUCGAGUCUCACAUUUUCCGGACCAACUGAAGCAUGGAAAUGCCUCCAUCCUGAUCAGAAAUGUGAACGUGGCUGACAGUGGAGCCUACACCUGCUUUCUUACCCGUCUUCAAACACCUCAAAUAUUCCACAUUGAGCUUGUUGUUGCUGCUUCCCCCAAACCAUCCGUCGCUGCCCAUCACACAGAGGAUGGCGUCCUGCUGCAGUGUGAAGUCCAAGGUGCUUCUCCAAAACCGAGAGUGGAGUGGCAGGACGGAGCUGGACACGUCCUUCCUGCUGAGGAGCCUCAGGUCUCCGAAAGAGAAGGCCGCUACGACGUCACCCUCCGCGCUGCUGUGACCGAGACCGGCCGCUAUCGCUGCGUGGUCACGCAGGAGCAAAUCCACCAUCAGACUGAGGCUGACACCUUUGUGAAGAUCCAUGUUCCCACAACUCCCCCCUCCACCCUCACCACCAUCUAGAAUACAGCUUGCUACGACUCCCCCUCCACCCUCACCACCAUCUAGAAUACAGCCUGCUACGACUCCCCCCUCCCCCCUUACCACCAUCUAGAAUACAGCCUGCUACGACUCCCCCCUCCACCCUCACCACCAUCUAGAUACAGCCUGCUACAACUCCCCCUCCACCUCACCACCAUCUAGAAUACAGCCUGCUACAACUCCCCCCCUCCACCCUCACCACCAUCUAG
Messenger RNA from Etheostoma spectabile (orangethroat darter), 1235 nucleotides. Its product is annotated as CD276 antigen. The record is from RefSeq and is a predicted model, not a curated record. The coding region runs from base 52 to 1008 and encodes 318 amino acids. Gene Ontology annotation, molecular function: signaling receptor binding; transmembrane receptor protein serine/threonine kinase activity. The transcript is spliced from 5 exons. Gene Ontology annotation, cellular component: external side of plasma membrane; membrane. Gene Ontology annotation, biological process: regulation of cytokine production; T cell receptor signaling pathway. NCBI's taxonomy places the organism in Eukaryota, Metazoa, Chordata, Actinopteri, Perciformes, Percidae.